Molecule: messenger RNA, 1290 nt
Organism: Debaryomyces tyrocola
Lineage: Eukaryota; Fungi; Ascomycota; Pichiomycetes; Serinales; Debaryomycetaceae
Source: the annotation of a GenBank genome assembly
AUGCUGCAUCGGUAUUUUCAGACUAUGUUGAAAAACUGUACAAGACAGAUAGGCCAAUACGUGGGUAGUAGACUUGGUAGGAGCCAAAUUAAGGAAUUUCAUAGUAGUCGGAUCAUGGCAUCUGAUUUCUCUCAUGUUGUCAUUGGAGGUGGAAUUGUAGGAACAGCUGUGGGAUCCGAAUUGCAAGCAAUCGAAGGCAACAAUGUUCUUUUAGUGGAGCAGCAUGAGAGUCUAGGGACCGAGACUACGUCAAGAAACUCAGAAGUUAUCCAUGCAGGGCUUUAUUACCCAAAAGAAAGCUUGAAGGCCGAUUUAUGUAUCAAAGGAAAAAACAAGAUAUACGAAGCUUAUGAGACAGGAAAAUUCAAUUCGGUUCAAGUCCCGUUAUCGAAGUGUGGAAAAUGGGUUGUAGCGCAAGAUGAGACAGAAAACGAAUAUCUAGAAAAGUUGCAGCGAAAUGCAAAAGAACUUGAAGUUCUGACUGAAUUUAUAUCACCUGAACAGGCGAAGAAAAGAUUCCCGUUAAUAAAAGCCAGUGCUGGAAUCCUCGAAUCACCAACGACGGGCAUUAUAUCUGCUCAUGACUUGGUGUUGUAUUUCCAAACUCAAUUUGAAAAUAAUGAAGGUACCAUUGGUUUCAAUACGCAAUUGGUUGAUAUAGAAUAUAAUAGAUCGGUUCCAAACUAUUGUCUCAGAUUGAAAGAAAAGGAAUCUGGAAGUGAGUUUGAAGUUACCACCGACAGCUUAGUGAAUUCGGCCGGACUUUAUGCGCAAGAGGUUUCAAAUUUCUUGUUGCCUGAAGAUAGACAUCUUAACAGCUAUUUUGCUAAAGGAACAUACUACGGUUACCAACCGGUAAAUCCAAUAAAAACAAGCAAAAUUACUGAAAAAUUGAUAUAUCCAUGCCCCAAUCCAAAUGCGUCUUCCUUGGGAACCCAUUUGACUUUCGAUUUAGGCGGACAGCUAAGAUUUGGUCCUGAUUUAGAAUGGCUUGAUAUAAAGAGUGCUUCUGAAAUAGACUAUUCAGCAACUUCUACAAACAUAGAUGAAGCAGUCAAGGCAAUUAAGUCGUAUUUUCCUAGUAUUGAAUUAGGCGAUAUACAGCCAACUUAUACCGGUGUUAGGCCUAAGACUGUUUCACAAACAGAAAAUAAACAGAAAUUCUCUGAUUUCAUUAUACGAGAAGAGAAAGAUUUCCCUGGAUUCGUCAACUUAUUGGGAAUUGAAAGUCCCGGUUUAACAUCUUCCUGGGCUAUAGCUGAAUACGUUAAAAAUAUUUAUUACAAGUAA